UGUUUGGUAAGGCGAUGAAUUGUACUGCUUCCACUGAUUUUACUUGUUACCCUUUUAGGCCACAGAGUUAUAUUAUUUGCCUUAUGCUUGGCAUUGAAAAAAGACAAUAUUUCCUUUUUCAGGUUUUCAGGUUUAUGAGUGUCAUUGCAGUCCUGUCUGUGAAUAUGGUGACAACCAACAUGUUACUGAGCGUCUUCUUUCUUUCAGGUGCUUUGGCUGUUUGUCCUCAGGAUUCAGCCCUCUUCAUUACUGCUCCACAGAAGAUGGACGCACUGAGUGGAUCUUGUUUGCAAAUCCCAUGUAACUUUAGAGCUGGAGCAGAAAAGGAACUCAACAGCACAAGAUCUGCCUUCGGAGUGUGGAUUAAAAAUGACACCAGACUUUGGAUAUUUAAAAGCAAUGUGAUUUUCAACAGUAGUGGGACAGUUAACAUCUAUCCAAUGAAUAUUACUGGAAACCUGAGUCAGAAAAACUGCACCACUUUAUUUUCCAGUUUACUCACAAGUUAUACAGACAAAUACUUCUUCAGAAUUGAGAAUGGGCCAUUCAGGGCAACAGCUUCUUGUGAUCCUCUUCAAAUAACAGUUAAAGAUUCUCCUCCGAGCCCCAGAAUUGAGAUCUCAGGUGAUCUGAAGGAGAAGGAGUCUGUCACUAUAACCUGCUCAGCUCUCACUCCCUGUCCACACUCCCCUCCUAAACUCACCUGGAGCCUCCAACAAGACUCUCACAGCUACACAGAGGAAAACACAGAUGGAACCUUUACAACUAAAAUCCAGGCCACCAUCACUCUGUCAGACCAACAUGAUGGAGACAACAUCACCUGUUCUGCCAGAUAUCCUGUGAAUGAAGGAGAAGAUGUCAAGACAGCAGAGGAGAGAAAGACUCUUAGUGUUUCAUAUGCUCCUAAAGACACCUCAGGGUCCAUCAGUCCAUCAGGUUUGGUGUCAGCAGGUAGCUGGGUGAACCUGACCUGCUCCAGCAGAGCCAAGCCUCCCGUCAGCCGCUUCACCUGGUUCAAGAAGAGCACAGAUGGACCCAUGACUGUAUCUGAAGGACAGGUUUACAGCUUUAAUGCAACAGAUGGAGGAGUUUAUUACUGUGUGGCCACAAAUGAUCUCGGUAAACAAACAUCAUCAGAGAUCCAUCUGAUUCUUGAAGAUUCUCCUCCGAGCCCCAGAAUUGAGAUCUCAGGUGAUCUGAAGGAGAAGGAGUCUGUCACUAUAACCUGCUCAGCUUUCACUCCCUGUCCACACUCCCCUCCUAAACUCACCUGGAGCCUCCAACAAGACUCUCACAGCUACACAGAGGAAAACACAGAUGGAACCUUUACAACUAAAAUCCAGGCCACCAUCACUCUGUCAGACCAACAUGAUGGAGACAACAUCACCUGUUCUGCCAGAUAUCCUGUGAAUGAAGGAAAAGAUGUCAAGACAGCAGAGGAGAGAAAGACUCUCAGUGUUUCAUAUGCUCCUAAAGACACCUCAGGGUCCAUCAGUCCAUCAGGUUUGGUGUCAGCAGGUAGCUGGGUGAACCUGACCUGCUCCAGCAGAGCCAAGCCUCCCGUCAGCCGCUUCACCUGGUUCAAGAAGAGCACAGAUGGACCCAUGACUGUAUCUGAAGGACAGGUUUACAGCUUUAAUGCAACAGAUGGAGGAGUUUAUUACUGUGUGGCCACAAAUGAUCUCGGUAAACAAACAUCAUCAGAGAUCCAUCUGACUAUUGAAGGAGCAAAACAGCCUGAUAGCUCUUCACCAUGGGGGGCAGUUGCUGGAGGGAUCAUUGGGAUCAUUGUACUAAUCUGUGUGGUUGUUGCCGUUUGGUGGUUAAAGUCAAAACAUCCAACUUCACAACAGACACAGGUUGGAAAAUACUUCAAUAGCCUAACAGCUGAAGAAGCAGCCAGAGCAACAGAAAAAGAAGACAUCCAUUAUGGAGAGAUCGACUUCUCCAAGCUGAGACCUGCUCCGUCCUCUGACUCAGCGCAGGACAGUGGACAGCAGCAGGAUACGCUGUAUGCACAGGUCAAAGUGUCCCAGCCAGCAAACAGCUUAACGCAGACUGCUGACGGCCCAGAGGAUCUCUACGCUCAAGUGAAGAAAAAAUGAAUAUAUGGACGUAUCUCUUAUUAAACAUAAUAUAUUAAAAUAUUAUUUUAUUCUUAUUAUUACAAGGAAAUGUCUUCUUCACUGCCUGUAGUUUCUUGCAAUAUAUUUGUGUGUGGGACAUUUUUUAUCAGUACGUAUGGUGUUUAUAGACCUCAAAAUUCCUUUUCACCACACAAUGCUGAUUUGCUCACGUAACAUGCAUCAUAUCUGUUUAUCAUAACUGGAUUUGUGUUUUAAUUACAACUAAACUGAAGAUGAAGUUCAGUCAUAGUUUCUGCAUGUGAAGCUUUAUAUUUAUUGCACUUUAAUAAAAGAUUUGGAAAGCAAAAAAAA
This is a messenger RNA of Siniperca chuatsi (mandarin fish), 2438 nucleotides long. RefSeq names its product vascular cell adhesion protein 1-like. The transcript is spliced from 10 exons. The coding region runs from base 15 to 2105 and encodes 696 amino acids. The record is from RefSeq and is a predicted model, not a curated record. Lineage: Eukaryota; Metazoa; Chordata; Actinopteri; Centrarchiformes; Sinipercidae.